GGGGCCGUUGGGACGCCUGAGGUAUGGCGGCGGUCGGUGCCGGCCGCGGGUGAGGGUGGUUUCUUGCCGUCGGGUUUCUGUGGGGUCGGUCGGUUAACGGCGCCCCUCAGGAGGAUCGCAUCUGACGACGCGGCGCUGGUUACGCGGCGAGGCAGCGUGUAAAGCACGGGGCUGGAUUAGCUUCAACAUGCCUGUUCACUGCAGCAGCUGUGGGAAGAAGGCAGCAGUCCUCAGGCGUCCCAAAACAGGGCAUUCUCUUUGUAAAGAGUGCUUUUUCUGGGCUUUUGAAGAGGAGACUCACCAGACAAUCAUAUCUGCAAAGCUUUUCCAGAAGGGAGAGACCAUUGGAAUUGGGGCUUCUGGUGGGAAAGACUCAACUGUUCUGGCUCAUGUUUUGAAAGUCUUAAAUGAUCGAUAUAAUUAUGGGUUAAAUCUAAUGCUGCUUUCCGUGGACGAAGGCAUUAGUGGUUAUCGUGAUGACUCCUUGGAGACGGUAAAGAGAAACCAGCAACAGUAUGACCUGCCACUCAAGAUUAUUUCCUAUGAAGAGCUAUAUGGCUGGACGAUGGACCAGAUUGUGAAGAAAGUUGGUUUGAAGAACAACUGCACUUUCUGUGGUGUCUUCAGGCGGCAAGCUCUCGAUCGUGGAGCCAUGAUGCUGAAAGUGGACAAGGUCUGCACAGGUCACAAUGCAGAUGAUAUUGCUGAGACAGUCUUGAUGAAUUUCCUGCGUGGAGAUAUUGCUCGAUUGCGCCGCUGUACGGCGAUUACUACAGGUAGUGAAGGGGCAAUUCCCCGUUGCAAGCCACUCAAAUAUGCUUAUGAGAAAGAGAUUGUGCUGUAUGCUUACUUCAAGAAACUGGACUACUUCUCCACCGAAUGUGUGUAUUCCCCUAAUGCAUAUCGGGGCUACGCCCGUACUUUCCUGAAAGACCUGGAGUCAAUCCGACCAAGUGCUAUUAUGGAUGUGAUUCACUCUGGUGAAAACCUCUCUGUGAAGGAGGAUGUGAAGAUGCCCAAACAAGGCACCUGUACACGCUGUGGUUACAUUUCUAGCCAAGCGCUCUGCAAGGCUUGUGUUCUGUUGGAGGGACUGAACCGUGGGCUUCCUAAACUUGGUAUUGGCAAGCACGCAAAACUGCAUAGCCGACUGCUAAACAAGGAACCACUCACUGAGGCAGAGAUGAAGAAAUUAAGAGUAGUUGAUUUCUGAAUACUUGCAGCUACUUUGACAUUUAGGUUUAAACUCUGUAACUUAUUUGGCCGAAGCUGCCUUAAAAUGUUAACUGGCCAGUUUAUGACCAAGGUGCUUCUAUUAAUCUGAAUAGAAUUGCUGGUAUCAAAUAAUCCUUUUUGUCAUGCUAAUGUCUGCCAACAUAGCAAUAUCAUGAAGUAAAAUUUUAAUUAAGUUGCAAAGACAGUCCACUCGUCAUUACAACAUUUGGAGUAAUAUUUGUAGAGAGAUGGAAUCUAGUGCUGAGGACCCAGCACCAUUCUGCUCUUUUCCUACAAAUUCCUACAAUGGAACAGUAAAGUUAAUUUACAGAUUUUCUUGAAAAGCAGAGAUUUUUGAGGAGUAUUAGAUAAAGGUCAAGUGCAAUAGUUGAUCAAUAGGUAAUUUACAAUUUGCACCACGUUAUGAAAAUCUGUGUUUAUGUAAGUCUUUGUAUACCAAGAUUUAAGGUAAAUAUUGGAAGAAAAAACAAACAUAACCAAGGUGAUAAAACUUCCAGUAGGAGAAUGCAUAUAAAUUUGGUUAAUCUGAAUGCUGUUCUUAUUUUAUGUGAGACCAGAACAUUAAUCACACUGGUUUGGCUCUAAGGGGGAUGUUUUUGGCAGGUUUGCUCAGAAGUGGAAAUAUAAAUAGUGUGGUUGGGAGAGGAAAGAAAGAAAGCCCAGAGCAAGGGAGCAACAAACUGCUGGUACCUGGGAUGCUUGCUGCUAGCAUUUGCACUAAGAUCUUUCACCUUGCUGAGAUCUGUGAUUGUGUGAGUCAUUCUCUACACACUAGACUCCAGGCAUAGUUUGAAUUGACUUAGAGAAGGACUGCUGCAUGGGGGAGGUGGAUUAAUCCGAGUGCUAGUCAGCUCAGGCUAUUUACUGAAAAUAUAAAAUUGUAGAUGCUGGAAAUGUGAAAUAAUAAGAUGAAAUGUUGGAAACACUACACAGGGUCAGGCAAUAACUAUGAAAAGACAAACAGAUUUAACCAUGACUAUUGCUAGGGCAAUACUGUCCUCACCCUAUCAGAAAGAUUCCCUUUGUCCUAUUUAUCCCUUCGCAACCCUCUGCAAAUAUAAACUAUAUUCUUUUUACACUUUCUCAGGUCUGAUAAGGGUCUUCAACUUGAAACAUUAAUUUCUUUUCUACAAAUGCUGCCUGACCAGAUGAGUGUUUCCAUUGUUUCCUGUUUUUUUUUCCCUCAGACUAUGUACUGCGUAGCUUAGUAAAUAUUGGAGGGCAGUUUGACUGGCUGUUCUACCUACUCAGUACAUAAAGUGCUCAUAACUUACUACUUCUAUCUUUAAUAAACGUGUAUUCAUUCUGGACCUCUCAGAGUCAUAGAGACAUACAGCACAGAAACAGACCCUUUGGCUAAACUCGUUCAUGCCGACUGUGUUGCUCAGCGAGCUGGUCCUAUCUGCCUGUGUUUGGCCCAUAGCCCUCUAAACCUCUCCUAUCCAUGUACUUAUCUAGAUGGCUUUUAAAUGUUGCUAAUGUACCCGCCUCAACCACCAUUUCUGGCAGCUCAUUCCAAAUACGCACCACCCUUUGCGUGAAGAAACUGCCCCGAUGUCCCUUUUAAAUCUCUUGCCUCUGAUCUUAAAUCUAUGCUCUCUUGUUUUUAGCACCCCUCCCUGGGGCAAAAGACUAUGUGCCUUCACCCUGUCUAUGCCCCUCAUGAUCUUGUAUACCUCUAUCAGGUCAUCCUCAAUCUCCUACCCUAGUCUUCGCAGCCUCUCCUUGUAACUCAGGCCUCCAAGUCCAAGUAAUGUCCUGGUAAAUCUUUUCUGCACUCUUUCCAGUUUAAUAACGUCAUUGUUGAAUACCAGAACAUGACAGACUGCAGAAUUUGGCAUGGAAGUAUUUCUUCAGUUAAGAACUGUCCAAUCUUUCCAUACUUGGACAUAUGGGCAAUUUGAGUUCGGAACCAUGUUCAUAACCAGAUAAAUGAGGACCAAAUCAUUUAAUUUUAAAGUGUUUUCUGUUUUAGUAGAAAUAACCAAUUGUAAUGUUUUGGUCCUCUGGUGGAAAAGAGAAGGGUGAGUUGGUUUAGUGAUUAUUGGGAUUAAUGGUUUACAAUGAUGUCCACACUGAACACUGUGCCCUGGCAAGACAGCCUGGUAUGAUUAUACAUUAAAUGUGUUUAACUCAAUACAAAGUCUUAUCAAUUUAGUUUUGUAUUUAUAUUCAUUAACAUCUGGAUUUAUUUUAAUAAAAAUAAUUUAAUAAAUGG
Molecule: messenger RNA, 3454 nt
Organism: Pristis pectinata (smalltooth sawfish)
Lineage: Eukaryota; Metazoa; Chordata; Chondrichthyes; Rhinopristiformes; Pristidae
Gene: ctu1
Product: cytosolic thiouridylase subunit 1 homolog (S. pombe)
Exons: 3
Coding region: 188-1213 (341 amino acids)
Biological process (GO): tRNA wobble position uridine thiolation
Cellular component (GO): mitochondrion; cytosolic tRNA wobble base thiouridylase complex
Molecular function (GO): tRNA binding
Source: RefSeq, a predicted model, not a curated record